Paraglomus occultum is the source of this 237-nucleotide messenger RNA. The record is from the annotation of a GenBank genome assembly. Lineage: Eukaryota; Fungi; Glomeromycota; Glomeromycetes; Paraglomerales; Paraglomeraceae.
AUGCCGAUUAUUAAGCUUCUCGCCGGACGUCCUUGGAUUGACGGAAGAGGAGACAAUUAUGAUGGAGCUUGCGCGUUUAAUAUGAUCAGCCCUGACUUUGAUGCAUACUUGAACGAACACGAUAAAAUCCGCGGGUUGGUAGACCCUACUUAUGUAGUUGCCGAUCCAAUUUCGCAAAUACAACUCAUGUGUGGGUCUUUAAUGGUCGUGGCCGGGUGGCCCAAGCCCAACAUUUAG